Puntigrus tetrazona (Sumatra barb) is the source of this 1925-nucleotide messenger RNA. RefSeq names its product sorting nexin 20 (gene snx20). Gene Ontology annotation, cellular component: early endosome membrane. The transcript has 3 exons. The record is from RefSeq and is a predicted model, not a curated record. Lineage: Eukaryota; Metazoa; Chordata; Actinopteri; Cypriniformes; Cyprinidae. Gene Ontology annotation, molecular function: phosphatidylinositol phosphate binding. Bases 619 to 1617 code for a protein of 332 amino acids. Gene Ontology annotation, biological process: protein transport.
GAUGUUAUUUCUGUUUAGUUUAAAUAAAAAUUAAAAAAUAAUUUUUAGAUAUUAAGAUAGAUAGAUUGAAAAAUAGAUAUAUUAUUAUAAAUCUAUAAUGUUAUCUUUCAGCUGCUAAUUUAUAUGUAUUCUAUGAGAGAUAUAGAGAGAUUAUCAGAGCAGUCUGUCAUGUAAUUUAACUGUACAGCACCAUCUAUUGGACAAACCCAUAAUAUAAACAGCUGCUGAUGGUGUAGCGGCCUGAGGAAUAUUUCACACACGCUCUUCAUUUAAACAUACCUGCUAUCAUGGACCAGCGUCCCUGGAAGGUACUUCAGCUUGUUCUGGAGCAGAAGAUGCAGCAGAUGUUUCACUACAGAAUUGCGUGAAAAGCAAUGAUAAUUGGCAGAACGCGUAACGUGAGGAAAAAAGACACUCCCUCUUUCUAGUUUCACUUCCUCAUGAACAAAGUUCAGUUAGGUCUACACGAAAAACAGAAAGAGAAAACAUGAACACGACCGCUUCUAGAAACACAGCAAAGCUCAAGUUUUCAUAGCAUCGCAUUCAGAUUAUUGGACUCCCGUUUGCUCAGAAAGCUAAAGCUAAGGCACUUUGUAAUGGAGGAAGAGCUAGAACCGCAUGAAACCAAGGCAGCGGAUGCUAAAGAAGAUGUUUCUUCAGCUCCCGAGGAUUCUUCAGCUCAGCAGGACAGGUCACGCGACAACGGUCGGUUUAAGUCGAUUCCUAAGUUGCAACCGACAUUGCGAGAUCGCGUGUAGAAUUGCGUGUUCGCUUUAUUCACGUCUCGUUACAGCUGAAGAGGCAGACGUGGGUUUCAGCGCCUCGUGUCUAACAACAGCAGAACUGCAGCAGCACUGGAGAGCCGUUAAGCAGGAGUUCAGAAGCGUCAAACUGCUCUUUGACAUCCCCACCACGCGAAUCAUCGAUCGGAAAAUCUCCAAAUAUGUGGUGUACCAGGUUGUGGCGAUCCGCUCAGGUACUUACGACUGUGAGCGAGUAGCUAUUGAGCGACGCUACUCAGACUUCCUUCACCUUCAUCAGGAGCUCCUGCGGGACUUCGUCGAGGAGAUGGAGGACAUUGUGAUGCCCAGGAAGAAAAUGACGGGCAACUUCUCAGAGGAGAACAUCGCAGAGAGGCGCGUGGCCCUCAGAGACUAUCUCACUCAGCUCUACUCGCUCCGUUGUGUCCGAAAAUCACAGGCGUUUCUGGCGUUCUUCACCCAUAAGGAAUUAAAAUCUUCAUAUGACCUCCUGCGCGGGGGGCGCUUCUCCCGGGCCCUUGAGGGCCUAAAGAACGUGUUGAUACUUCAGGAAAAACUGUCUUCUCAUAACCCUACUUUGAUGGUACCAACCCUGUGUGCCAUACUGGUGUGCCAAAGAGAUCUAGAAGAUUUUGAUGCAUCGUUUCAAACCGGCAGAAGAGCUCUGCCCACAGUCAGACGCUAUGAGCUCCGCCAGUAUCAAGGGCCCCUGCUGGAGGCUCUUAUUGAUUUGGGCUACAGUCUUGGACUGCCUGUGGCCCAUUUACAAGAUGAGCUGACCAGAGUGCAAGACUCUCCAAAUGGACAGGUGUCAGAGAUGUCCCUUAAAGAACUGGUGGUGCAAGAGUUUGUAUAAUCAACAACACCUGCGAUGUAGUUGUGUUUAGUAGGUUAGUUCAUCACUUGAUCCAAUUUUUAUUAUAAAAUACCAAAAUUCCCAUAUAUUUGCAAUGUAGGAUGGUCUUUCCCAAAAGCAUCGUAGGCUUAUGCAUAAGUCCAAUGGACAUACUGUAAGAUCAUCUUAAGCUUACAGUGUGGGAUCUUUUGACUUGGACCAGAAAGAAACCAGAAUCUUUGAACCCACCAGAUCACUCUACCAAGCCACCAACUCAUAACAACUCACUGGAAAACUGUACAACAAUGAAAAGCAACGUCGCUACAGCU